AUGGCUAUCGCAGCUUCACUUUGUGGUGAUGCAAAUGAGCUUGAGAGUACUAUCGUCGAUAUUGAGGAGAUCCAAGCACAUGGCAUUUCUGCUGCAGAUAUCGCAAAAUUGAGAUCCAACGGUAUUCAUACUGUCGGGACACUUAUUGGCACAACCAACCGAAGAUUGGUCAGAAUCAAGGGUUUCUCUGACAUAAAGGUCGAGAAGGUUAAGGAAGCUGCAAAGAAGGUAGCCGGUCCUAACGCUGGUGGGCAAUUCGUCACUGCCGCUGAGCAUGGUCACUUCCGUAAGAAGUGCAUUAGGAUCUCCACUGGUAGCAAGCAGUUGGACGCUUGUCUCAACGGUGGCUUCCAAACUAUGAGCAUUAGUGAGGUAUACGGAGAAUUCAGAUGUGGCAAGACUCAAUUGGCACAUACACUGGCUGUUAUUGCUCAACUUCCAAAGGAUAUGGGCGGAGCCGAAGGAAAGGUGGCAUACAUUGACACUGAAGGUACAUUUCGUCCAGAAAGAAUUGCGGAAAUUGCAGAGCGAUUCGGCGUCGAUCCUGAUCAAGCCCUCGAGAACAUCGUCUACGCUCGAGCGCAGAACACUGAGAUGCAACAGGAGAUGCUCGAGGGCCUUGCCCAAAAUUUUGCCACAGAUGAGUAUCGUCUUCUCAUCAUUGAUAGCAUCAUGGCACUGUUUCGCAGCGACUUCAUCGGCCGUGGUGAGCUGUCUGACCGACAGAGUGCCCUUAACUCCUUUCUUCGUAGAGCUACACAAAUGGCGGAGGAAUUCAAUCUUGUUGUCUUUAUGACCAACCAAGUCAUGUCAGAUCCGGGUGCCAGCGCCCUUUUUGCUGGAGCCGAUGGGCGCAAGCCGGCUGGAGGACAUAUUCUUGCACAUGCAUCGACAACUAGAAUUCUUCUGAGAAAGGGUCGUGGAGAAGAACGUGUUGCCAAAGUUGUAGAUUCUCCUGAUUGUCCUGAACGCGAAGCAACCUAUAUCAUUACCACUGGUGGUAUCAAUGAUCCUGAGAAGGCCUAA
Sclerotinia borealis F-4128 is the source of this 1026-nucleotide messenger RNA. The record is from the annotation of a GenBank genome assembly. Lineage: Eukaryota; Fungi; Ascomycota; Leotiomycetes; Helotiales; Sclerotiniaceae.